Messenger RNA from Habropoda laboriosa, 1279 nucleotides. RefSeq names its product arrestin domain-containing protein 17-like. Gene Ontology annotation, biological process: protein transport. Bases 23 to 1279 code for a protein of 418 amino acids. Gene Ontology annotation, cellular component: cytoplasm. The transcript has 8 exons. NCBI's taxonomy places the organism in Eukaryota, Metazoa, Arthropoda, Insecta, Hymenoptera, Apidae. The record is from RefSeq and is a predicted model, not a curated record.
UGUAUCGUACACGUGCGACGGAAUGGACGAGGAAGCAGAAACCGAUCCAUCGAUCGUCGCGACUUUGUCGAAAAGCAUUGGCUUCCAGCGCAUCGAUAUCGUCCUCGAUCACCCUCAAGAGGUGUAUUACAGCGGACACGAAAUUUCAGGGAACGUUCACUUAGAGUUGGAGGAACCAGCGAGUGCUCUAGGAAUUAGGCUAAAAUGCAAGGGAGAAGCCCAGGUGUAUUUCACCGAUCGAUCGGCCGGGAUCCGGCGUAAGUUUUCGUCCUUCGAGAAUUACCUACACGUGGAAACGUAUCUUGUGGGCGAUGGUAAAGAAAAGUUUAUGAUAACUGGCGGCGUCUACCCGUUCACCCUAACACUUCCAGAGGAGUUACCGUGCAGCUUUGAGGGCCGAUACGGACGAGUACGGUACUCGAUUAGGGCAUUGUUGGACGUAACGACCAUUUAUCGGUUUUCCACCAAUAUUAUUCCAUUCACGGUGGCUCCUAUUCUUGACCUUAAUCGAGAUCCUCUCGCUCCCCUGCCUAUAAACGUUCAACAGUCGAAACUGUAUAUGGGCCAGACGGAACAGAUCAACAUGUCCAUGUCGCUUCCAGUUCACGGUUACGUUCCUGGUCAAACUAUACCGAUUAAGAUCGUUAUGACGAAUCCUACUGCGGUCGUGGUUAAGAAAAUCAGGGUCGUUUUUAAAAAAGUGGUGUCUUAUCAUUCAACGGAAAAGUCGCGUAAGCACAAAGAAAUCGUUGUAGAAGUAGAACAGCCGGUUAAUAAAGACACCAAUACGUACGACGUUACGUUUGAUGUUCCUGCAGUACCACCCACCAGGAUGAUCCACUGCAACAUCAUCGACGUUCUGUACACGCUUAAAGUCGAGGCCUGCGUAGACGUGAGCGAGUGGUACUACAGAAUGUUUCAGAAGAACUUGAAACUACGAACAAAUAUAGUAGUCGGCACGGUACCACUUCAAAAUUACGAGACCCCGCAAAAAACGUUGGACGUGACGGAAGCUUUUUCAUUUCAUCCCCCGUGUACCACGGCCACGGAAAAAUACACCAACGACACGUCGCCGUUGAAAAACUCCGAGAGGGAGGAAACUGCGAAACCAAGUUUGUCUUCACUAGCGCUAUACGAGAAAAGUCAAAUAUAUCGAUCCUCGAAACCGGACAGGGACGAUCCCACGGGAGACGAAGGUGACAGCGACGGAGAGGUCAAGCCGUAUUCUCCCAUGUAUCGCGUGUACAAGUUCAAAUCGUCUCGCAAGAAGGAUCGUUAG